Messenger RNA from Adineta ricciae, 1290 nucleotides. The record is from the annotation of a GenBank genome assembly. NCBI's taxonomy places the organism in Eukaryota, Metazoa, Rotifera, Eurotatoria, Adinetida, Adinetidae.
AUGUCGUCGCACGAAGAUACCAAACACUCAAAUUCAGAUGGAACAUCGCGAAAACGAAUUAAAGUUGCCAAUCCAAUUGUUGAAUUGGAUGGAGAUGAAAUGACUCGAAUUAUCUGGGCAUGGAUCAAAGAAAUGCUUAUUUUUCCUUAUGUUGAUGUUGAGUGCAAAUAUUUCGAUUUGGGCCUCGAAAAUCGAGACGCUACGAAUGAUCAAGUGACUAUUGAUGCAGCGCAUGCCAUUCAAAAAUAUAACGUCGGUAUAAAGUGUGCCACGAUAACACCUGAUGAACAACGUGUAGAAGAAUUUUCUCUUAAAAAAAUGUGGCUUUCUCCGAAUGGAACUAUUCGUAAUAUUCUUGGUGGCACUGUAUUUCGGGAACCGAUUAUAUGCAAAUCUAUUCCAUUGUUGGUUCCCGGCUGGAAAGAACCGAUUGUCAUUGGUCGCCACGCUUUUGGUGAUCAAUAUCGGUGUCAAGACAUGGUGAUUAAAAGUCCAGGACGUGUAACACUCAAAUAUGAACCGGCGGAUGGUUCUGCAGCUACAGAAGUCGAGGUGUUCAACUUUACAAAUACUGGUGGUGUUUCAUUAGCUAUGUAUAAUACUGAUGAAUCGAUCACUGGAUUUGCUCAUUCAUGUUUUCAAUAUGCGCUGAAAAAGAAUUAUCCGUUGUAUCUAUCAACGAAAAACACCAUUCUUAAGCGAUACGAUGGACGUUUCAAGGAUAUAUUCGAAGAGAUAUAUCAAAAGCAAUAUAGAAAAGAAUUUGAAGAGAAAAAGAUCUGGUAUGAGCAUCGAUUAAUUGAUGAUAUGGUUGCUCAAGCGCUCAAAAGUAGCGGUGGCUUUGUCUGGGCAUGUAAAAAUUACGACGGUGAUGUUCAGUCUGAUAUUGUUGCACAAGGUUAUGGUAGCCUUGGUCUUAUGUCGUCGGUACUUGUUUGUCCCGAUGGGAAAACAAUCGAAGCUGAAGCUGCACAUGGCACUGUAACCCGUCAUUAUCGAGAACAUCAAAAAGGAAAAGCAACAAGUACAAAUUCGAUUGCGAGUAUAUUUGCAUGGACACGUGGUCUCGAACAUCGUGGUAAACUUGAUGGUAACGAAGAACUUCAACGUUGGUGCCGAUUACUUGAAGAAUCGUGUAUUGAAACAGUUGAUUCUCAAAAAAUAACGAAGGAUCUUGCAAUUUGCAUACACGGACUUAAAGAUGUGAAAGAAGGCAUGUAUUUAAAUACCAAAGAUUUCAUUACUGAAGUGAAGAAAACUCUCGACAAGAAAUUCAAUCAAGCAACAUAA